Messenger RNA from Gaeumannomyces tritici R3-111a-1, 438 nucleotides. RefSeq lists its product as hypothetical. The record is from RefSeq and is a predicted model, not a curated record. The transcript has a single exon. Lineage: Eukaryota; Fungi; Ascomycota; Sordariomycetes; Magnaporthales; Magnaporthaceae. Bases 1 to 438 code for a protein of 145 amino acids.
AUGCCAGGCCCUGGCAAUCCAUGCGGCGCGGGCCCGGAGGUCGUGGCCGCCCAGAAACCCGAGAUGGCGACUCUCGACGUUUUUGAAGACAGAGUGGACUUCCUUGCAGGCCGCGGUGGCGUCCUGGACCGACUCGACAAGUGCCUUUCGGCUGUCACUAUCGAGCCGGCUCAAAGGCUCCGUCUCUUUAGGAUUCUUGAGGAGAUUAGUAAGGGUGCUGAGAGGGGCGCCCAGGGCUUCCAGCUCGGUUUUGAGCUCCGCAAUCUCUCCGGGCACUGCCUGUAUGUCGUUGUAAACUUUAAGUGCAAGUUGAAUAUAGAGUACCGCCUCCUGGAGGGUCGCGAGGCUCAGAGCCAUGAUGAUGGUGGUAAGGGUGCUGUUGCCUUCUUUGAUCUGGCCGGGCAGAACUACGUUGCUGGCCGCAUGGCUCGUCUUUAG